Messenger RNA from Saitoella complicata NRRL Y-17804, 1111 nucleotides. RefSeq names its product WD40 repeat-like protein. Gene Ontology annotation, biological process: TOR signaling; regulation of actin cytoskeleton organization. The record is from RefSeq and is a predicted model, not a curated record. The transcript has 2 exons. NCBI's taxonomy places the organism in Eukaryota, Fungi, Ascomycota, Saitoellomycetes, Saitoellales, Saitoellaceae. The coding region runs from base 62 to 1048 and encodes 328 amino acids. Gene Ontology annotation, molecular function: protein binding. Gene Ontology annotation, cellular component: TORC2 complex; TORC1 complex.
CGACGACCCGCCUGAUAACACUCUCAACCCAUUUGAAGAAGCUUCCGAUCAUAUAGACGCGAUGCCUGGACAAGUACGACACCCUCCUCCACAAGUUUCAUAUCAGCAGCAGCAGCUCUCGGUUCUGCUGGUAACUUCAGGAUAUGACCAUACCAUCCGCUUCUGGGAGGCGCUGAGUGGGAUCUGCUCGCGAACAAUCCAACACCCUGAUUCCCAAGUGAACCGACUAUGCAUCUCGCCAGAUAAGAGAUACCUCGCCGCUGCGAGUAAUGGUCAUGUACGGCUAUACGAUAUCAAUUCUGCCAAUACAAACCCAAUUGCAUCAUUUGAUGGGCAUACGGGGAACGUCACGGCGGUGAACUUCCAUGUGGACGGAAAGUGGAUGGUCACGUCAAGUGAAGAUGGAACAGUGAAGAUCUGGGACACAAGAGCUCCAAGCGUCCAACGAAACUACGAUCAUAAGGUACCAGUGAACGAUGUUGCUAUUCACCCAAAUCAAGGUGAAUUGGUGAGUUGUGAUCAGGGAGGAAGUGUGCGGAUAUGGGACUUGGGCGAGAAUGCCUGCACGCAUGAGCUCGUACCAGAGGAAGACACGCCCAUACGAUCAGUCACAGUCGCCACGGAUGGAAGUAUGCUGGUAGCGGGAAACAACCGGGGCAACUGCUAUGUCUGGAAGAUGAACAACGCGAGCGACAUCACCUCACUACAACCGCACACCAAAUUCAGAGCACACAAUAAAUACUUGACACGAGCCUUAUUAUCACCUGAUACGAAACACCUGGCGACAUGCAGUGCUGACACGACCGUCAAGAUCUGGUCGACGGAGUCAUCGGAGGGCGGAGCUGGGUUCAAAUUGGAGAAACAGUUGCAGGGUCAUCAGAGAUGGGUGUGGGAUUGUGCGUUUAGUGCGGAUUCGGCGUAUCUGGUUACGUCGAGUUCGGAUCAUGUUGCGAGGUUGUGGGAGUUGAGUUCUGGGGAGACUAUCCGGCAGUAUAAUGGUCACCAUAAGGCGGCAACGUGUGUGGCUUUGAACGAUAUCAGUUAUUAGGAGUGGUACAAGUCUAUUUGGUACCGAGUUACUCCCGUACAUACCCGAGUUCACCUGGAUCGC